AAACCUUUUAGAACAUGGUGCAUUUAUACUGUAUAUGCUUCAUAAAAAAAGAUCAACAGAAUUUUAACUGUAUUUUUAAAAACUAAAAUUUGUCAAUGCUAACAAACCAUCUUUUUUGUACCUUUCAAUUACAUAGAGUAAUUAAAUAGCAUACUAUCGAUAUUAGUAAGUGCACUAGCAUGUGUACAAAUAAUUGAAGUAAGUGUCAUGAUCAGAUGCAUAGGGGAGACCUAACCCAUGAUUAGCAUCAGUAUUGACUUGGUGGUCAUCCCCAGCCCUCCAGCUUUUAAGCUGCUCUGUUACCCUGUUAAUACCUCUAUCUUGUUCACUGCAGAAGUACCAGGAUGGCAGCAGGUAGCCUGGGGUUCCUGAUUGGUUUCCUCACCCUCCUCCACCUGACAGUCUGCGUAUCGACCAGCCCUCCCUGUGUGACCAGGAGAUGCCUUUCCCAAAAACUCAUAGACCAGGACAUCCUCAGCCAGCCGCAGACUGAAAACUGCACCGUGGAUGUCUUCCUGAAGCACAUCAUUUACCAAACAGUGGAUGUUAACACCAAGAAGCUUCUUUUCACCAGCACUCUCAAAGUGCAGAUGAUUUGGGAGGACCCAGUCCUGGCCUGGAACAUGUCGGAGUACCCACAUGACCAGGUGAUGCUGCCUGCCAAGAAGGUGUGGACUCCACACCUGUCGGUGAAGAACGCGGUGAGUUCAACGUUGGAGCACGACUCCAAAGAUCUGCUGGUGUUCAGCAAUGGCACCGUGGUACACCAGGUUCUCAUGAGCAUUGUCGUGGGCUGUGACAUCAACCUCUACUCCUACCCGUUCACCACGGACUCCUGCCCCGUUUACCUGGAUGGAAGAAACUCAAUGGGAUGUGGCAGCAUAAUUAACAUAGGGAAGAUAUACCCGAAAGGCAUCGAACGAGGAGACUGGCGCACGGAUUCAGUGGGCGACAUCAGAGACAAGAAGGGCUACACGUACCUCUGGGUGACGUUGAGCACCAGGUCGUUUAACCCCAUGGUGACGCUCAUCCUCCCCAGCAUUCUGAUCAUGCUGGCGGACGUCGCCAGCUUCUCCCUGCCUCUGGGCGGCGGGGAGCGCAACUCCUUCAAGGUCACGCUAGUCCUCAGCUUCAUCAUGUUCCUCAUCAUCCUCUCCGACAUCCUGCCCGGGGACAGCCUCUGCAGCCCUCUGAUCCGGUACCAUUUCUGCGUGUGCCUGAUCUGCCUGGUGAUCAGCAUGAUCCUGUCCAUGCUGCUGACCCGCCUGGGGGACGACGGCUCCUUCGUCCCGUUCAGCCUCCCCCGCUGGUGCUCCCAAAGGGACAAGCCGUCCCACGCGGAGGACAGCCCAAACGCUGCAGACUCCGAGCCGGAGGCGCCCGGCACCGGGACGGACCCGAAGGCGGAAGACGCAGCUCUCCAGAGAGUGGCGGAAUACCUGGAGGGCGUGACCGCACAAGAUCGGCUGGCACACAGCCGAAAGACCCUCGCCAACAAGCUGGACAAAAUCUGCUUCUGGAUCUACGUGCUGUUCUACAUCGUGUACGCAAUGGUCAUGGCGUACAUGAGCAAUUAUUACAUGUGCGCGGUGGACAACUUGGAAUUUUAACCAGGGGGAAAAUCUGUCACCUGAACGUGACACAAGCUAUUUAGUCUUCUCUUUUGGUUUUCUUUGCAUUUUGUCUAUAGAAAUGUGUUUGUGUUGCCAUAUUAAGAAUAUUUUAAAACCCAGAGAAACCUCACCACAUUAAAUUAUAUUCUGGUUUGCGAAAAGUC
Anguilla rostrata (American eel) is the source of this 1777-nucleotide messenger RNA. Its product is annotated as 5-hydroxytryptamine receptor 3A-like. NCBI's taxonomy places the organism in Eukaryota, Metazoa, Chordata, Actinopteri, Anguilliformes, Anguillidae. The record is from RefSeq and is a predicted model, not a curated record. Gene Ontology annotation, biological process: chemical synaptic transmission; nervous system process; monoatomic ion transmembrane transport. The transcript is spliced from 9 exons. Gene Ontology annotation, molecular function: acetylcholine-gated monoatomic cation-selective channel activity; serotonin-gated monoatomic cation channel activity. Gene Ontology annotation, cellular component: synapse; plasma membrane; neuron projection. Bases 345 to 1610 code for a protein of 421 amino acids.